UUUGCACAUACGCUGCACAAAUUCCAUUUUAUGACGUCACCAAUUUUGGGGUGCGACCCCAAAUGUACAAAUGCUGAAUUUUCGGGCUUGUUCAGAUUCUGAAUGUCUCUUCUGCGGCCCACGUUCCUCGCUCUAUCCUCCAUCUAUAAGAGACCUAGAAUUUUUCCCUUGCUAGAGUUAAAAAAAAUAGCAGAUUAUUUGGGACCUUGAUUUCAAUCCGCCCACUCUCACUCAAAAACUGCUGAGAGAGAGAGGGAGGGAGAGGGAGAGGGAGAGAGAGAUGGACUCUACAGGGAGAGAUGGCAUCAUAGCCAGUGACGAAAGCGACCAGCACCAAGAACCGCUGUUGCAACCCAAGCAGCAGCCCGCGGUGGAGACGGUUAGCUCGGCCCUGGAGGACAUGCUAUCCGACACCGAGCUGCCCCGCUUCAGGCGCCUCUGGCGGGCCACGCGGAUCGAGCUCAAGACUCUCUUCCGCCUCGCCGCGCCCGCCGUUGUCGUCUACCUUCUCAACAACGUCACCUCCAUGUCCACCCAGAUCUUAUGCGGCCACCUUGGCAACCUCGAGCUCGCCGCUGCCUCCCUCGGCAACAAUGGCAUCCAAAUCUUCGCCUACGGCCUCAUGCUCGGGAUGGGGAGCGCGGUGGAGACGCUAUGCGGGCAAGCCUACGGCGCCCACAAGUACGAGAUGCUCGGCGUCUACCUCCAGCGAUCGACGAUCCUCCUGAUGGCGACCGCGAUCCCAGUCAUGUUCAUCUACAUAUUCUCCAAGCAACUCCUCCUCCUCCUUGGCGAGUCCACCUCCAUCGCAUCCGCGGCGGCGGUCUUCGUCUAUGGCCUCAUCCCCCAGAUCUUCGCCUACGCCGCCAACUUCCCGAUCCAGAAGUUCCUGCAGGCGCAGAGCAUCAUUUUCCCGAGCGCCUACAUAUCCGCCGCGACCUUCGCCAUGCACCUCCUUCUUAGCUGGAUCGUGAUCUACAAGCUCGGGGUCGGCCUCCUCGGGGCCUCCCUCAUGCUGAGCUUCUCGUGGUGGGUCAUCGUGGUGGCGCAGUUCGUGUACAUACUGGUGAGCGACCGGUGCAAGCUCACCUGGAGGGGUUUCAGCUCGCAGGCCUUCACGGGGUUGUGGGACUUCUUGAAGCUCUCAACGGCGUCGGCGGUGAUGCUGUGCCUGGAGACCUGGUAUUAUCAGAUCUUGGUGCUGAUCGCUGGCCUGCUCCAGGACGCUGAGAUUGCCCUGGACGCUCUCUCCAUCUGCAUGACGAUCUCCGGAUGGGUCUACAUGAUCUCUGUGGGAUUCAAUGCAGCUGCAAGCGUGAGGGUAAGCAACGAGCUGGGAGCCGGGCACCCGAGAGCAGCGUCGUUCGCGGUGAUCGUGGUGACGUCCAGCUCCUUCCUCAUCGCGGUCUUCCUGGCGAUCGUGGUGCUGGCGCUGCGCAAUGUCAUCAGCUACGUCUUCACGAGCGGCACCACCGUCUCCGACGCCGUCUCCGAGCUCUCCCCCUACCUCGCCGUCUCCAUCAUCCUCAAUGGCAUUCAGCCCGUUCUCUCAGGAGUGGCUGUCGGGUGUGGAUGGCAAGCUUUUGUCGCGUAUGUGAACGUGGGAUGCUAUUACAUUAUCGGCAUUCCAAUCGGCGUGCUCUUGGGCUUCAAAUUUGAUUUCGGAGCUAAGGGAAUUUGGUCUGGCAUGAUUGGAGGCACUCUAAUCCAGACCAUGAUUCUAAUCUGGUUCACGUCUCGGACAAACUGGGACAAAGAGGUUGAAAAAGCAAGAAAUCGUUUGGACACAUGGGAAGACAAUAAAGAGCCUCUCUCAAACGAAUGAUGUGGAUCUUCGCAUUGGUCAGCCGAUUACAUGUUGAACUGAUUUGCACUUGAACCCCAAAAUAAGAGCCAACAUGACAAUUUUCCAGCAACAAUAAAGGGGAGGAAAAAAAUCAGAAAAAUUACAAUUAGCAGAAGAUAUGAGUAUCUUCUUUAGCUGAAGCAGCCAUUCUUGGUCCUCUUGUUUCUUUUUUCUUUUGUUCUGUCUUUUCAUAAAGCACGGUUUAUUUUCAUUGUUAUUUGGAGGCCUUAGUUCAUUUGACUUAUUUGUACUCGCCCAUCAUUAGUCGACCGAAAGAUUUUCCCUUCA
Molecule: messenger RNA, 2134 nt
Organism: Eucalyptus grandis
Lineage: Eukaryota; Viridiplantae; Streptophyta; Magnoliopsida; Myrtales; Myrtaceae
Product: protein DETOXIFICATION 40
Exons: 7
Coding region: 281-1825 (514 amino acids)
Biological process (GO): xenobiotic detoxification by transmembrane export across the plasma membrane
Cellular component (GO): membrane
Molecular function (GO): xenobiotic transmembrane transporter activity; antiporter activity
Source: RefSeq, a predicted model, not a curated record